Molecule: messenger RNA, 1426 nt
Organism: Camarhynchus parvulus
Lineage: Eukaryota; Metazoa; Chordata; Aves; Passeriformes; Thraupidae
Gene: PPHLN1
Product: periphilin 1
Exons: 10
Coding region: 148-1278 (376 amino acids)
Biological process (GO): negative regulation of gene expression, epigenetic; protein localization to heterochromatin; negative regulation of DNA-templated transcription
Cellular component (GO): nucleoplasm
Source: RefSeq, a predicted model, not a curated record
CCGCCGACGGCUCGGGAGCGCCGGAAGCGACGGGGACGUGCGGGGCUGCCGCGGGGCUGCCGCGCAGCGGGAGCGGGAAACGGGCAGCGGCAGCGGCAGGUAGGUAAAUGGAUCUUCAGAAGCAGAGUUGCUAAAAACUAACAGAAAAUGGCCUAUCGAAGGGAUGAAAUGUGGUCCGAAGGGCGAUACGACUAUGAAAGAGUUCCAAGAGAACGUCUCCCUCCAAGGAUUCAUGGUGAUGGUGAUUACCACAGAAUAGUAAACGUUGUGCCCAAGAAACCAGGCCUGCUUGAGAGACCCGGGGAUGGGAGUUACAGUCGCUAUGACGAUUACGGUCACGCUGAGUACAGAGACUACAACGCGGGUCGGAGUUUCACCCACGACCGAAGAAGUGGCCCUCCACACCGAGGUGUACAUAAGGAUGAAUCAGGAUACAGAUGGUCAAGGGAUGAUCACCCUACAAGACCUGAAUACAGGGACGUCAGAGAUGGCUUCAGAAGAAGAAGCUUCUAUUCUUCUCAUUAUGGGAGAGAUCGAUCCCCUCACAAGAGGGACUCUCCUUUCUUCAGGGAAUCGCCAGGGAGCCGAAGGGAUUCUCCACACAGCAGAUCAGGCUCUAGUGUCAGCAGCAGGAGCUACUCUCCUGAAAGAAGCAAAGCCUAUCCUUUUCACCAGCACAGCAGAAAUAUGUCAUCUUUACAUAAAAGAAAUGUUUCUUCUCAGCAAGGUAAAGAGAGGACCGUUCAGUCACUGAAAACAUCAAGAGAUGCAUCACCUUCAGGGUCCACAGCAGUACCUUCAUCAAAGGCCUUGGAGAAGAGCAACAGACUAUCAGAAAAGGAACUUGCAGAAGCUGCAAGCAAGUGGGCAGCUGAAAAGUCAGAGAAGGCCGAGGAAAGCAAUUUACCUGAAAUAACAGAGUAUGAUGCUGGAUCUUCAGCUCCAUUAUACAUUGAGCAAACAGAGGAAACAGAGGCAAAUCUAACAGACAGUACAGAAUUAUACGAGGACAGCCAGCUUCUAGGUCGUUCAAAAGCAAUUGCAAAUAAGACAAAGGAGAUUGAACAGGUCUACAGACAAGACUGUGAAACCUUUGGCAUGGUAGUGAAGAUGCUAAUUGAUAAAGAUCCAUCAUUAGAGAAGUCCAUUCAGUUUGCCCUGAGGCAGAAUUUGCAUGAAAUAGGUGAGCGAUGCAUUGAAGAACUCAAACAUUUCAUUGCUCAGUAUGAUGCUGCCAACCAAGAUGGAUCAGAGCCCUUCAAAGAGGGCUCAUACUAAGGACAAAAAUAUGCUUUUAGAUCCUCUGCAUUGUGUCUGCCAUAGUACAUAAAUCUGCUUUUCGUGGGGAAAGAGGAACUUUUGUUCGAGGUUUGAACCCAAGGCCUGUGCUCCUUUCCAGUAGCUCAGGUGGCUGUUCCCUUGUCCA